Aquila chrysaetos chrysaetos is the source of this 4924-nucleotide messenger RNA. Its product is annotated as GDNF-inducible zinc finger protein 1-like. Bases 1669 to 4581 code for a protein of 970 amino acids. The record is from RefSeq and is a predicted model, not a curated record. Gene Ontology annotation, molecular function: DNA-binding transcription factor activity; protein binding; RNA polymerase II cis-regulatory region sequence-specific DNA binding. NCBI's taxonomy places the organism in Eukaryota, Metazoa, Chordata, Aves, Accipitriformes, Accipitridae. Gene Ontology annotation, biological process: regulation of transcription by RNA polymerase II. The transcript has 7 exons.
CCAGCUAGGUGAGAAGGCCGAGAUCCCAAGCAGUCCCAUUGAUUGGAGUGGCACUUCUCCCAGGAGCAUAUCGAGUACUCAGGAUCAAACCCCGAAUUAAGUACAAAUAUUUGAGGUUCUGCAUAACUCAAAUUUACAGACACUUUCUAUCUAGUAGAAAUCCUGUCUAUUUCCUACAAACACAGGAGUACACAUUCCAGUGGCACAUAAUGGGGUCAUUAGAAAAUCAGUUUAAACCUUUAAAUGCAGUUUUUAAAACAUUAUUUGGGGUGUCACAAGCAUUGAAUGACUUAUGCCUUGCAGAUUAGAAGAUGAUUAUCCUCUGCCGUGCUUGCUGCAGUAGCUUGUACUAGGAAGAGUAUUCUCAAAGCUAUCUCUUAAGCUUGCUAUUCAAACCUAUUCACUCUAGGCUAUGUAUUGUGUUUGACUUCCUGGUACUUUAAAUUGAAGACACAUUUGUCUUCUUAAUCAGACAGUUUAUAUCUGCCAGGAAUGUAUUUAAUAUAAUGUCAAACAUAAUUUAGAUGAGAAGUGAAAGUACAGUUUGGUGUCAUUUUCUGCCAACCAUUAUUACUGUGAGAGGGAAGCACAGCAAGCCAAGCUUAAACGGAGCCUUUAAGCAAUAACAAAUUGAUUCGUCUGUUUAUUUUGGCCUAAUGUUUUUCCCUUGGUUACAAAGCUGUUGUAAGCAUGUGCUAAACAACAGACAUUUAAAAAUUAUGCUAGAUCAGGAAUAUCAGCUUAGAGGAUCAGAUCAGAGCAUCCAAAGGCCUCAGUAAGGUUGACAGCAUUGUUGUUGUCCUUUAUGGGCAAGGGUAAAUGAGACUUUUUGUUCCAGCGGUGUAGGUGUCAUAUGCGGGUUGAGACAGGAAAGCCACAGAGUUCUCAGGCAUCGGAUUUACUCUAAUAAUAGCUAGUGUCUGCCUCUAGAGCUGGUGGGGAAGUGCAACUUGUUCUUUCUGAAAAUGUCAAAAUGUCAGAAAACUUCUGACCCCUCUGUUGAUUGAGAAGGAGCAGUUUUGAAAUAUUUUUCAAAUAAAACACUAUUACCUUUUCAAAAAAUCUGUAGCUAUUUCUAGAUAGGUAGUUUGUCCCUGUAUAUUAUUUAAGUGGCCAAAUACAAUAGAAGCUUACUAACUAUCAUUAUUAACCCCUAGGCCUGAUUGUUUACUUGGGGAAAAAAAACAGAAACAAAAUUGAAUGAGAUUCAAAGAUUUAUCCCCCUGCUUUGGCACAAGGGGCUGCUGGGGGCAGCGAGUGGAGCUUGGUACGGGACUGUGAAAACACAGGCUCUAUUUCAACACCAGCCUGGAAGCAAUCGGAAGUGAAGUGACUUGCUAUGCUUCAGUUCCCCCUUUGUACAAGAGUGGGGAAAGAUGCUUGUUUCUGCCAUAAACUGGUGUGACCUCUACUGUUGAAAAAUGCUUGUAUGAAGAGUGUUUUAUUAUUAAGCUGGGCCAGUCAUGUUAAUCGUAUUCUUUUACUGUUGCCAUCUGUGCUACAGAAUAUUUGCUUUGAAGGAUUAUUCUAGAGCGUAAAUCUAAGUCUGUGCCUCAUAAACCAAGUGUAUUUGCUGAUGAUGGUUGCGUUGAUAGAAGCAACCUUGAGGUCUUUGCCACAUCUUGUAAAUUAGGAAUUAGGACAUGGAUCUCCACUGAGCUUUUUGUGAUGGAGAAAAAGAAAAUUCUAAUGAAAUCCAAGGUUGCUGCUCCUAACCUCCUGAGGGCCCUACAUUCUCUGUACCAGUUCGGUCACCUCUGUGACGUGACAGUUCACACACAACAUCUCGGAAUUCAGGAGGAGUUUCUGGUUCACAAAGCUGUCUUGGCAGCUUCCAGCAACUAUUUCAAGGGGCUUUUCCUGCAUGAUGAGAUGCUGGACACCAAGAAUUGCACAGUGACUCUACAAGAUAUUUACACAGAAGAGUUCACCUCCUUCCUGGAGUUUGUUUACACUGCAGAAGUGGAGAUUGAAGCAGAAAAACUGCAACGGAUGAAAGAAAUAGCUGAAAGACUUGAAUGCAAGGAUUUGCUUGACAUUUGUGAAGAAGUGAAAGCAGAGGGCAGGAAGGGGUUAGAUCUGAGCCUCCAUCUGAAAGGUCAGCUGUGUGAAAAUGGUGCACCACAGUGGACUCGCAUCCAGCAAGAGGAGGACCACAAACUGAGUAACUCUUCCCAAGUUGUGGCAAUACCCAUGCAGAGGAAACUUUGGGAUAGGCAAAAACAUAAGAAGUUGCUGGCUGGCUACGAUCUCAUUGAAGGCCAGCCAGCAAGCCUGGAGCAAGGGGACACCGCUUUUCCAGACCCAAAAUCCAGGACCGCAAAGCUACCAAAAUGUAACAAGACAGAUACCAGAAACAGACUCAGCAUGGAUAUCGUUAGUCUGGAAAACAAGAACAGUCAUUCUCUCCUAAGUCAGACUGAGUCAAAGAAAGCCUGUGUAGUAAUUAGGAACACUCUGCCUGAGCAGUGGGAAGAUGAAAACAGUUUAAUUUCCAAAUUUGCCAGUAAAACAGAACGUAGGAAAUCACCGCGGCAUGUGGCCAAAGUCUUGCCGCAGAUUGCGUGUGAGAAGUGCGACGAAUCAUUCCGUGUUAUCAAGCAGUACCAGUCACACAUGGAGCUCAGGCAUGCCGUUAAUCUGGCUGUCAAGUACAGCUGCAACGCAUGUGAGCAGCUUUUCUCCACUCACCAGAACCUCCGGCAGCACCACCUCACUGUUCAUAGUGAUGAGCGGGGCUUCUCCUGUGUGUUUUGUGACAAGAGGUUUAAGCGCCAGAAGGACAUAAACGACCAUAUCCGCAGGGUGCAUGAGAAGAAGCGGGAUCCCCAGGCCUGCCCGUACUGCGACAAGGUCAUCAGUUCCAAGUGUGGCCUGACAGUCCACAUACGAACACACACCGGGGAGAAACCUUAUAAAUGUGAACGCUGCCCCGCCAGCUUUGCUCAGAGGUCUGCUUACAAUACUCACGUAAGAAAAAUCCAUGAGUCUGGGCAAGAGAGGAAACUUAUGCCUGUCUAUUGGAUGGUAGUUCCAGCUGCGCAUAGACCAAACGCAACAACCUGUGACAAAGAUCCUGACAGAGAGAUGUGGGAUGUGACAUCGGAGGCUGAACGACGAAAGUGUGCGAGGCACGAAGAGGCCAUGAGUCGUAAGGAAGAACCCGGGGGUUCCUCUGUUACCGAAGCAGACUGCAGCACUGAGCAAGAAGAACAGAAGCGGAAAUACAAGGAAGCUGAAGCAAGAAGGGAAAAAAUGAGUGAAGGAGAGAAUGAAGAUGAAGGUGAAAUGAGCGUGAAGGGCGAGGAGGAGGUAGAUUACGAAGCGGGGUAUUCAGAAGUUGAAGAUAGUAGAGAUAAUGAGGAGGUCUGUACUGAGGAGGAUGAUGAGGAUGAUGAAUGCUCUAAUGAGAAGGAUGUUGAAGAACGUGAAUCAGGUGAAGGGUUUAAAAUAAAGAAGGUAAAUAAAAGCAGGGUGAAUAAGAAAUCUGCCUAUGUAAUAAGAUGCGAUAAGUGUAAUGAGCAGUUUGUUUCCCGGAAAAAGUAUGUGGAUCACUGCAGAGAUGUCCAUCAGUGCUUGCCUGGUAAAGUCUAUCAGUGUGACAUCUGCAGCAAGUCGUUUGCUAGUUACAACAGCUGGAAGGAGCAUCGAGCCUGUGUGCACACUGAAGAAAGGCAGUUUGCCUGCACCCUUUGCAAUGCUACUUUUAAAAGAAAGAGAGAUGUGAGGACACAUUAUAUGCGGAAGCAUGAAGGCAGAGUCAAACGCCCUCUCUGCUCUGUUUGUGGGAAGAUCCUCAGCUCCCGAACAGCACUAGUGUUUCAUAUGCGGACGCAUACAGGAGAAAAACCUUAUGAAUGUGGCAUUUGUCAUUCAAAAUUUGCUCAGCCAUCGCAGCUUAAGAUCCAUACCAGAUCCCAUACAGGGGAAAAGCCAUAUAUUUGCGAGGACUGUGGGGCUUGCUUUGCUGAUAAAGGCAAACUGACUGGCCACAAAAGGACCCACACAGGAGAGCGCCUAUUUAAGUGCGAUGUGUGUGGAAAACAUUUUGCCACCAAUGAGUAUUUAAAAUGCCACAAACGAUGCCACAUGGGUGCUAAGCCCUACAAGUGCGAGGUUUGUGGGAAGGCGUUUGGACUGAGAGCCUCGCUAGCCCAGCACAGUAACGUCCAUGCAGAGACCCGUCCAUAUUUCUGCGAACAGUGCGGGAAAACGUUCACCCAACAGGGCGCUCUCCGGCGCCACCAGCGUAUUCACACUGGGGAAAAGCCGUACAAGUGCAGAGCUUGCGAGAGAACCUUCACGGACAUGUCCACCUUGCGCAGACACGUGUCGAUUCAUGACCGCAGUGUUCACUGGAGAAGUUUCUUAAUAGAUCUUACAACCAAAAAAGACCAUAAUUGGUCCAAAAUAGAAACAUUCUCAGAAGCCUGUAUGGGUGAAGACUCCGCGCCGGAAAUUUGGUCGGUUGACCAAGGUAAACUUUAUAAACCAGAAAGCGUUGUUCUUAAAAAAGCAGAACAUGUGCCAUCUAGUGCUAGUAACGCAGAAGACGCCGAUUGCUCCCUCGCAUACUUAUAACGUCAGCUAUCGCCAGGAAACUGCACAGUCUCUCCGAAUUAUCUCAAAUAUUGGUGGCGGUGGCCCCGUGAUGCUCUGUGUCGCCUUUACGCGGGUGAGCUGUAAACUAGUUCUAGGCGUUGCAGUCAGAGAAGGGGGGUGUAUUCCUGCUUCAGAGUAUUUGUGCCAGUUAGAUUUUUAGAUCUGUACAGAGCUUUAUUUUUUACAGAGCGCUGGACGCGUCGGAGAGCCUCUCUUCGUGAGAGCUUGUACAGGUUUGCGUGCUGUCGCUGUACGUCACUGCUUUGUUUUGUAAUAAAGGUGCGCUCGUAACGUAAGUGACCACCCGUCCCGUCACGGGUUC